This is a messenger RNA of Tripterygium wilfordii, 4181 nucleotides long. RefSeq names its product protein MEI2-like 2. The transcript is spliced from 12 exons. The coding region runs from base 1184 to 3637 and encodes 817 amino acids. Gene Ontology annotation, molecular function: RNA binding. Lineage: Eukaryota; Viridiplantae; Streptophyta; Magnoliopsida; Celastrales; Celastraceae. The record is from RefSeq and is a predicted model, not a curated record.
UCCGCUCUCUCCAAUCAUUCUCCGUUUUCAGUGUUUUUAAUUUUAGUUUUGAUUCUAAUUUUCGUGUUUCAUUUUCCCUCUGUGCGUGCAUUGAGAGGAGUAUAAGAAACAAAUAUCUCUGCUUCUACGAAACUCUCUCUCUGUGUGACACUAUAAAGUAAUCUUUUAAUCAAGACAAAUAAACUUUGUUUGGAAUUUGCAAGAAAUCCAUUUCCAAUGCCCUUCCAGUGUUUGUUUCUUUCUUUUUUUCUUAUCGAGGUAUACUCUCUCUCUAAUUUUCCAUUCUAAAUGUGAUUCUUACUCUAUGGGUUGUUUCUACGGUUUGUUUUUUAUAUUGGCUUUCACUGUUCCCGAUCAUGUCUGCGCACAAGCGAUGGUAUAAGUGGAAUUUUGGGUGAUUGUUUAGGAAGAAGUAAGUGAUGUUGGGAUCGAUUGGGUUUUUGGUUGGUGGGUAUUCCUGGGUGUGCCGAAAGUGGCCAUCUUUCGGUUUUUGAUUGAGUUUUUGAGUGGGGCUGACUUACUAUUAGCGGUAUUUCGUAAGCUGCUAUGUGAUUAUUUGUUCCCUUUUUGUGCUUUGAUCUUGUUUAUUUUGCUUGUAUAAUUCGAGUUUUGACCUAAUUUACUUGUUUGAUAUGGGUUCUGGGAGCAUUUGACAUGGGUAAAUGUUAGUUAUUGGGUUAGAUUUUCAUUCAAUUCGUAUUAUUGGUAACUCGUUGUGGAAACAGAUGGGUUUAAGAAAUUUUCUGGUUGAUGUGUUCUUUUUUGCCCUUUUUCUCCCUAAUAUCUUGGACUAUUUGGCUGUCUCACGUAAAGAAUCGACCUGACUGUUUAAGUUUAAACUCAGAUAUAUCUUUCUUUUAACUCAAUUCCUGAUAAAAUCUGCUGUGGUCUAUACAUUUAGUAUCUGGUCUAUGGGUUUUGACUACCAUAUGAUUAUCUCUAUUUAUUGAAGCUACGCUUUAUCUGUCUGCGCAUAUGCUAUUGGAUUCGAAUUGAGAGUUUAAUGAUUACUUGGCUUCUGGUUUUUCCCAACUUUACCUGUGUAAGCAGUAAGUAAUUGGCUGGACCAGAAUUCUAAGGAUCGGAUAUCAGCAUCGUAUGUCUGUUUGUAGGUUGGUCUAAUGCGCCAUCGGCUAAUAUGGAAAUGGUGACCAAUUGUGUUUAGGAAAUCCCACAUAAACGUAUGGCAUAUCAAGCAUCCAAUGAUGCAAGCUUGUUCUCUAGCUCAUUGCCCGUGCUUCCACAUGAGAAGUUGAACUUUGCUGAUUUGGAGGAUCAUGGUCAAUCUCUUGAUGAUAGCUCGCCUAACUUAGGGAAAUUUAAUGAAGACGAAAGUAAAGAUGAACUUGAAGUUGUUGAACAGAAUGCAAUUGGGAACUUACUUCCUGAUGACGAAGAGGAGCUUCUUUCUGGCAUAAUGGAUGAUUUUGAUUUUAGUGGGUUGCCUAGUCAGCUGGAGGAUUUGGAAGAAUAUGACCUCUUCGGAAGUGGAGGCGGGAUGGAAUUGGAUUUUGAAGCUCAAGAGAAGUUUAGUAUUGACAUGUCAAAGCUACACAUAUCAGAUGGGGUUGCUACAAACGGCAUUGGCAAUUAUGCCCUUUCAAAUGGUAUGGGGAGUGUGAGUGGGGAGCAUCCGUAUGGAGAGCAUCCAUCUAGAACAUUAUUUGUCCGGAAUAUCAAUAGCAAUGUGGAGGACUAUGAAUUGAGAGCUCUCUUUGAGCAAUAUGGGGAUAUUCGAGCUUUAUACACUGCAUGCAAGCACAGGGGCUUUGUUAUGAUAUCAUACUAUGAUAUUCGAGCAGCUCGCCACGCAAUGCAUGCAUUACAAAAUAAGCCCCUGAGACGAAGAAAGCUAGACAUUCAUUUUUCAAUUCCGAAGGAUAAUCCAUCGGAGAAAGAUGUGAAUCAAGGAACUCUUGUAGUGUUCAACUUGGAUCCUUCAGUAUCAAAUGAUGACAUCCGUCAAAUUUUCGGGGCUUACGGAGAGGUUAAAGAGAUCAGGGAAACACCUCACAAGCGGCACCAUAAAUUCAUUGAAUACUUUGAUGUCAGAGCGGCAGAUGCAGCUCUCAAAGCAUUAAACCGGAGUGACAUAGCUGGAAAACGUAUUAAGCUUGAACCUAGCCGGCCUGGUGGAGCACGUAGAAGCUUGAUGCACCAACUGAGCCGAGAGCUAGAUCAAGAUGAAGCUCGAACUUUUAGGCAUCAAGGAGGCUCACCUGUGGCCAGCUCUCCUCCUGGUAACUGGGCACUAUUUGGCAGCACCGUUGAACAUAAUCCUUUGAAAAAUUUUAGUAAAUCUCCAGGUGUGGGAUCUCUCAGCCCUGUAAACAGCAAUAAUUUGCCUGGGUUAGCUUCAGUUCUUCCAACUCAUGUGUCUAACUUUGGAAAGAUUGCACCUAUUGGUAAGGAUCAAGGAAGGGCCAACCACGCAAACAACAUAUUUACGAAUAUUGGGUCCACUCAAGGAGCAAUUUAUCAGCAUUCUCAUUCCUUUCCUGAGCAAAAGCUAAGCACAAGUGCUGGGCUCAUAUCUGCUUUUGGCGAAUCAAAUUCAGGUUCACCCGGUAUUGGAACCCUUUCCGGUCCUCAGUUUCUAUGGGGAAGUUCGAAUCCCCAAUCCGAGCUUGGCGGUUCUUCUGCUUGGCCAAAAUCAUCUGCGGGGCACCCUUUCAUAUCAACUGGGAGAGGGGUUGGUUUUCCAUACACUAGUCAGCAUGGUUCUUUCCUUGGUUCUCGUCAUCACGUGGGAUCUGCUCCUUCUGGUGCCCCUCUUGACAGGCAUUUCGGCUUUUUUCCAGAGUCACCAGAAACAUCUCUCAGGAGCCCAAUUGCAUAUGGGGGGAUGGGUAUAAAUCACAAUAAUGGAAGUUAUAUGAUGAGCCUAGGUACUCGUUCUGCGAUGGGUGCUGGUGUUACCAUUCCUGGCAAUAUGGGUGAGAAUGGUCCACCAAGUCUUCGGAUGAUGUCAUUGCCAAGGCACAAUCCUACCUUUAUUGGGAAUGGUUCAUAUUUAGGACCUGGAUUAACCAGUAAUGAGGGGUUGGCUGAACGUGGUCGAAGUCGGCGGCUAGAUAAUGGUGGUAAUCAAAUAGAUAGCAAGAAGCAGUAUCAGCUUGAUUUGGACAAAAUCAUAAGCAGGGAGGAUACUAGGACUACAUUAAUGAUUAAAAACAUCCCUAAUAAGUACACUUCCAAGAUGCUACUGGCUGCUAUUGAUGAAAAACACAAGGGUACCUAUGAUUUUCUCUACUUGCCUAUUGAUUUUAAGAAUAAAUGUAAUGUGGGUUAUGCCUUUAUCAACAUGGUGUCUCCUUCACAUAUCAUCCCUUUCUAUGAGGCAUUCAAUGGGAAGAAGUGGGAUAAAUUUAACAGUGAAAAAGUUGCUUCAUUGGCAUAUGCACGGAUCCAGGGCAAGGCUGCCCUUGUGACACACUUUCAGAAUUCAAGCUUGAUGAACGAGGAUAAACGAUGCCGGCCAAUUCUCUUCCAGUCAGAGGGCCUUGAGAUUGGUGAUCAGGAACCUUUUCUAUCUGCAAAUUUGAACAUUUGUAUUCGUCAGCCUGAUGGGUCUUACUCUGGGGAUUCAUUGGAUAGCCCAAAGGGCAGCUUUGAUGAGAUGCUGGAGCAGAGCUAACACUUCAUUGGAGACUUCAGUUUAACAAGUGACGACUAGGAGUUCUAACUACUGUAUAGAUUUGUGUAAAGGUUACAAGAGAUGCCAUGUCAUGAUGUUUCUGAAGAAAGUUCCGGAAGGAAUGGCAACAGAGCAUUUUUGUUCAUAAGCAGGGCAACACAUUGUCACUUAAGCGGUGGAGAAUAAUAAGAUGUAGCAUGUAUAGCUGACGAUUGUGAGUCUCUUGUGCAGAACCCGAAUGGCUCACCAUGUCUCCUCAAGCUCCUCUUAUCUUUCAGUUUCUGUAAUGAUUUUCUUGAUUCCAUUUGCAAAUAUGGUUCCAUGUGUAUAUGCAUCAGGUAUCUUUAAGAUCAGGGGUCAUUAGGCUGUUACCAAAAAUGUACGUAAGGGAGAUCAACAGACCCUGUUCAUCAGUCCUUUUAAGUCUUAAGACUCUUUAACAUUGUUAGCAUUGUUAUAUACUCGAGCAGACGGAUUAUGGAUGGCUGCAAAGUUGUCUAUUGGUUCUCUGUCACUCUCUGUUAAAUGCUUGAAAUUCGUCAAA